CGAAUCUUAAAUUCGUUGAUCAACGUUCUUUGUCAAGUUUAUUCAGAAUAGCUCCAAAGUUUUUGUCUUGCUGUUUUGUUAAAUGCGUUUUAUGUAUUGUUGAAAGGUUGUGAUUUAAAUCGAAUUGCUAGUAAUCUACGUGGGAGGAUCAAAUUAAGGAAACCGCAGCUUGGAAAUAUUUUUAAGUCGAAAUCUGUUGCGUGACAUCAUGUCGAGAGACAUUUAUUAUUCCCAAAAAUAUUAUGACGAAGAACAUGAAUACAGACAUGUAGUACUACCAAAAGAGAUGGUAAAGUUAGUGCCAAAAAACCAUCUAAUGUCAGAACAAGAGUGGCGCAGCAUCGGUGUGCAGCAAAGUCAAGGUUGGGUGCACUAUAUGACACAUCAGCCAGAACCACAUAUUUUAUUAUUCCGAAGGAGGAUAACAACACCACCAGAAAAAAAUUGAUAUGAAAUGAGUUUUCUGUCCCAUCAUUUAGCUGUAAAAUGUAUAAUUUUCUCAUAAGUUAGUUUUAAAUUGGGCCCAUAAUUAUCUGUAUUUCAUUAUUGUAUAAUCGCUCUGAACAGUAUCUACAGUAUAAAUUAGCGUUUUUUUUUUAAAAAUCAAAUGUGUACGGUUUAUCUAAACGAAAUAAUCUCAGAAAACUGGUUAUACUUAAGAGACUUUCAUAUUCAUAUGGCAAACAGGUUUAGAACCUUCCAAGGUACAGUCCUAAUAUGGGAAGCAUGUUUGCCUUUGUUAUUGUCUGUGAUUAUAAUAAAAUUAAUUAAUUAAUCUUUUAAAUCAGUGUCCCAUGCCCCACUGUAAUAUUUCUAAAAUUUCUAUGCCUCCCAUACUUAAUUUUUAACAUAAAAAAAAUUGAUUUGUUCACUUGAGGUAUAAAUUAUAUAUUUCAGGAAGAAAUUGUUAUCAGAAUUGUGCGUAAUAUUUCAGAACAUAAACAACUGAAGUACAAAUUCAACAUAGUUUUAAUACAGAUAUUCUAUAUUAAUUUAGUAUGAUUGUCCAUCUUAAUUAUCAAAUUACCCUUUGUGGGACGUGGGCCCCACGUUGUGAAACACCGUUUUAAAUAGUGGAUUUGUUCUUUUUUGCAUAUCUGUCGUGCUAUAUAUUUUGUCGAGUUUGUAAUAAAAUUUAUGACUACUUCUGAGCUGUCAAGUAAAUCUUAAGUCACAUUUAAUUUCAGAAUGGUUAUAAAAUUUAUAAUAAACUUUGAUCGUAACUAAAAUCGUAUGACACUGAGAAUGUUAAUCAUUUACUCUUCUAUCAAUCGUUCAUGACAUAUAAAUCUCGGUAUAUAAUUUGAGGACUUUGUUCUUAAAAGUGUUAGUAGGUAUGUAAACAAUUAUGAAUAAAAUUAUCUAUAUUAUUGAUAAAUAAACCAUUAUCAAUAAAUCAAGAAAGUACAUCUUCUGAAUGUCAUAGAGUGUAAAAUGAAUUGUAAAUUCAUUGCAUAUGUUGUAUGUAAUAAAUGAAUUAAAUCACUUAUAAUAGAUCUUAUCCAUCUGCUCGUUUCAGUUUUCAAAUUAUAAUACCGAAACUUAUGUUUGGAUUUAGAAUUGCAAUUUGUUUAUAUUGUAUUUUAUUCCACAGCCCACUGAGUUUCGUUCUGUAUCUUCUCAUUGGGUCGCGAUUCCGAUCCAGUUGUAGAUUCUGUGAAGCAUUGCUCUUGUUAGGGCUAGUGUUCACACCUUCUCGUAGGCCGAGCUGUGAAAAAAAAUCCAAUGAGUAACUUAAAUAACAAUAUAAAAAAAGCAACUCUAAAUAAAAUCUAGAUUGUUAGUCUCUUGCUAGCAAAAAAUUCUGACAAUUCUUGUUUUACUGAAUAAAAAUCUUUACUACCAUUAAAGUCUAAUCUAGUUUUAAAGUAAUGAUUUUGCAUUUGAAGUGUCAUACAUAUAUUAAAAUCAUUAAUUAUGGGCGUUUAUGAUCUUUAUACUGUUAAGUUUUUUAAUUCCAUACAUAAUUGAUGUCAAAACAAAAUCGUCUUAACUUUUACUGUUUUUUAUUUUAAUACAUUCUAUUUUCUUCGAUUUUCGCGAGUCGUAGAAGUGAUUCAAGCUUAUUUUACGAUUGAAUUUCGUGAUUAUAAUAAGAAAUUUGACGGUGGUUAACACAAUAUUUAAAUGUCGACUAAUAUACGCCUUAGUCGUUAGUAACAGCAAAAACUGUAUUCUUAACAUCGAAUAUAAAAGAAAUGAAAAUGUGAAACGUGUUGUGAUUACGGCUUAGUACAGUAAUUUUAAUUAUGAUUUUAAUAUUUUGUAACUACAACAAACACCACCCUAGUUUUUAAAAUAUUUCUUCAUGUGUUAUAACACAAGUGCUACACCAGUUAUCAUAACUCAUCUUCAAGGUAUCAUGGGUGAUUGGAAACACAUUUUUUUAUGUUGCUCGAGAAUAUAAUUUCUGUAUAUUUUGCGUAGGUAAGUUAAGUUUCAGAGGCACAUUUUAACACCUCAGUAACCGAAACCACCAGUAACAAUCCACCGUUUAUAAUUAAGUUAUAGUUAUUAGUAUCCUAUCCUGCUGCAUUCACAAUGUUGUUUGGCUUAAUUCGAUUUGGAUUUGACUUAGUUAUUAUUAUUGGACAAUCAAGGUCGCAUGUUGUAAAUAAUUGUAAUUUUUAAAUCGGCACAUUUGCAGCAGCUGUCAUAUUAUGUUUUAUUGGUUUGAAUAAAUUGUUUUGGUGCUAUGUUAAAA
Bombyx mori (domestic silkworm) is the source of this 2704-nucleotide messenger RNA. RefSeq names its product cyclin-dependent kinases regulatory subunit (gene Cks30A). Gene Ontology annotation, molecular function: protein kinase binding; cyclin-dependent protein serine/threonine kinase activator activity; histone binding. Bases 209 to 448 code for a protein of 79 amino acids. The transcript has 3 exons. The record is from RefSeq and is a predicted model, not a curated record. Gene Ontology annotation, biological process: regulation of mitotic cell cycle. Lineage: Eukaryota; Metazoa; Arthropoda; Insecta; Lepidoptera; Bombycidae. Gene Ontology annotation, cellular component: SCF ubiquitin ligase complex; cyclin-dependent protein kinase holoenzyme complex.